Serpula lacrymans var. lacrymans S7.9 is the source of this 1750-nucleotide messenger RNA. RefSeq lists its product as uncharacterized. Lineage: Eukaryota; Fungi; Basidiomycota; Agaricomycetes; Boletales; Serpulaceae. The coding region runs from base 513 to 1475 and encodes 320 amino acids. The record is from RefSeq and is a predicted model, not a curated record. The transcript has a single exon.
CAAGAGCGUGAAAUUGACGCAAAUUGGAUCUCCUUGCAAAGGCCAAGCCACAAUCCGGAAAUGAACGCGAAAAUGAAGCGGAGUCCGCAGCACGGAAGAUCAAACAGGAAUGGGAAGCGCGAAAUCGGGACGUUUACGAACACUCCUCAGCGUCUAUACACGACAAUAACAACAAUGAGUUUGUGACAGGUAGCUCGCGAUGCGGAACUUACCCAGCACAACUCGCCGCCCCGAACUUAUCCCGACUUCAGACAUCGACUGGCGGGCCCGAUACUGGAACCUACCCGCCACCGCCUCUCAUAGAGCAGGUUCCUCUAUCAGAUGUCACGUCAUCAUUACCCUCAGAACAGGAAGAAGAUGGGGUUACUGGUGCAGUGGGAUCCGUUCCUGGUAUACCCCCGGUAGCAAUCAUAUCACCGACAGGUCACGAGCCAGACCUUCGAAUUGAGGAUAACGACUCGCCUCUUUCUGAGACGCAUACAGGCUUAGUAGCACAGUUGCAAGGAGACGACAUGAAGUUUACGUCUAUGUUUUCUAGACGGACAUCUCGUUCCAAUUCUAGGUCUACCCCACCAUCACUUCCAGAACAGCCACCCUCCCAGCCUUCUUCUCCGCCCAUAGGCGCUUUAGGGGCGCGUAGAUCGACAUUUCACGAGUAUAGCGAUAAAGAUUCGCUACCUCCGGUGCCUUGUCUCUCUGCGAGCGAGGCUCACGGGGAUGACUCCACCUCUCCUCCACCAUCACCGUUUACGGUCUCGACCCCAAUAAGCUAUGGUCUCGGUAACACGCUGAGCGACGGCCACGGGCAGGGGCAUACGUCCUGGCUCAAGGCACAAGACUGUAUGCUUGACAGACCACCGAUCAUUGUGGAGAGUCCUGUUGAGGAUAGUUUCGUCAUACAGAGAGGAUCGGAUGAAUAUGCGUCCCAUUUCCCACCUAUGAUCUUAGAAAGCCCUGUCGAGGGCGAGUUUGGCAUUCCUGAAGAGGAUGUCACAGGGCAGGAGGAUAGUUCACACCCAAAUUUUUAUCCCCCUCCUACAGGAAACAUCCAUCAUCCUACACAUCUCCAGCCUCUUCGCCGUUCUACCGCCAAUCCUACUACCAACAACUCCACUCAAAAGCUACCACCACUUGAGCCGAGACGCCGUGCAACAGCGCUAGAUGAAGGCGAGAAUGGGAAUGGCUUAAAGCGAGGUCGGCGGAGUCUGGCGAAGAUAACGACGACAUCGCUCUCCAAUAUGCGGCGCUCGUUCGUGGAUAGUGUGUCAGCCGGUAAAUCACGCGUAUCAUCUGUCGCAGUUCCACGGCUCGCGCCCUCGUCUACAGGUCUGGCGCCAGGACAUCAAGGUGGGGCUGCUGUGCGCCGGUCGGCUCUCAGCCCCACUAUGCACAGUCGAGGGACCAUCGUUGUGGAAGCCAGAGGAAUAUCAGAUGACGAAAGCCGACGGUUGAGUGAGCUUGCAUUUUUGUCUUGAGAAGGAGGAUGGAGGCAGGAAGCUGCUGUUUUUAUGUUUUGAUUUUUCCUGGUUCUGCUUCUCUAGUUAGAUUAUCUUUCAAUGGCGGAAUAGCCUUGCACUCUCGUUAAUGGAUACGUUAUACUGCGCUCGUUUUUUUUUCGCCAGCUACCGAGCUUUUUGUAUCUUUACUACUAUCGUAUCGUAAAUUAAUAAUAGUGAAUCUAUUGGACAUGGUAAUAGAGAUGAAGUUAACGUUGCGAAUAUGAUAUAUUGCUACUAUGACUUUGUUCAGC